Messenger RNA from Colletotrichum chrysophilum, 1659 nucleotides. RefSeq lists its product as uncharacterized. NCBI's taxonomy places the organism in Eukaryota, Fungi, Ascomycota, Sordariomycetes, Glomerellales, Glomerellaceae. The record is from RefSeq and is a predicted model, not a curated record. Gene Ontology annotation, molecular function: asparagine synthase (glutamine-hydrolyzing) activity. The coding region runs from base 1 to 1659 and encodes 552 amino acids. The transcript has 4 exons.
AUGUGCGGUAUUCAUUUCGUCAUCUCGCGUGAUGACGCUCAAUCGCUUCCCACAAAUAUUCGCACCUGUCUUUGUGAUCGCGGUCCGGACCAUCUUGGUGAAGUUCGCACCCAAGCAGUACCCUCUGGCGCCAACGCGCAACCCCUGCAUUUGACCUUCACAUCAACGGUCCUAGCUUUGCGCGGUGACCAUGUCACCAAGCAACCGUUUCGCGACGCGUCGUCGGGCUCGGUGCUCUGCUGGAACGGCGAGGCCUGGAAGAUUGGAGGCAAGCCCGUUGAAGGCAACGAUGGCGAGGCCGUCUUCGCCCUGCUGGUAGCGGCCAGUAGCCGUGCCGCGGGCGAAGAUGCAGUGCUGGACGCGCUCCGCACGAUAGAAGGGCCAUUCGCGUUCGUCUAUUACGACGCGUCGUCAUCUCGGCUCUACUUUGGUCGCGACCGUUUGGGAAGACGGUCCUUGCUACUCAAUCGGAAGGAUGGACUGAGGCUGUCUAGCAUCGCGGAGAGCACGUCGCUGGAGUGGUCAGAAGUCGAGGCGGACGGCAUCUACGUGGAUGACCUUGCGUCAUUUGACAUCGAUCCGAAUGUUCCCUUGACACCUCGGUCUUGGUCUAAUGAGGAAGAGGGUACGGUCCUCAACAUUGGUGUCUUCAACACUACAAUACCGCCAUCAGACGUCCCGCCGCUCACUACGACCUCAUCGUCGGUCCAGGCGCUGCGAGAUCAGCUGACUGAAUCGCUCAAGCUGCGUGUCUUGAACGUACCAGAGCCGCCAGCCCAUGAUGCAGGAAACGACACGCGAAUCUCUGUACUCUUUUCGGGUGGCCUGGACUGUACAGUCCUGGCGCGCAUGGCAAGUGACCUGCUGCCGCCAGACCAAGGCAUCGAUCUCAUCAACGUUGCCUUCGAGAACCCGCGUCUCGCGUCAAAGGCUGAGAACUCUGCCGCCAACGUCAACCUUUACGAGGCUUGUCCCGACAGAAUCACCGGCAGAAAGUCGUUUGCCGAGCUGGCUGCGGUCUGUCCGGACCGCCGGUGGAGAUUCAUUGCCGUUGACAUUCCGUACCAAGAAGUCCUCGCUCACCGGAGCCAAGUGAUCUCCCUCAUGUACCCCCACAACACCGAGAUGGACCUUUCCAUUGCUUACGCGCUCUACUUCGCCGCUCGGGGCAUCGGCAAGUCCCAAAGUCACCCCUCCGACACCGGGGUCGACUACGCCACGCCAGUGAGAGUACUCCUCUCCGGCCUCGGAGCAGAUGAGCUCUUCGGCGGCUACGUUCGACAUGCUACGGCAUUCUCGAGGAGAGGCUACCCAGGCCUGCUAGACGAGCUCAAGCUCGACGUCGGCCGCCUCGGUAAACGCAACCUGGGUCGCGACGACAGGGCCAUGGCUCAUUGGAGCCGCGAGGUGCGGUUCCCGUACCUGGAUGAGGACUUCGUCAAGUGGGCGAUCGAGUGUCUGGUGUGGGAAAAGUGCGACUACGGCCGCGGCGAGGUGGAGGGAGAGAUCGAGCCUGGGAAGAGGGUUCUAAGGCUCCUGGCGGAGGCACUCGGCAUGGCUUCCGUUGCUCGGGAGAAGAAGAGAGCUAUCCAAUUCGGUUCAAGAACCGCCAAGAUGGAAAGCGGCAAGACCAAGGGCACCACGCUCAUCGCUCCUUGA